Cladocopium goreaui is the source of this 2859-nucleotide messenger RNA. The record is from the annotation of a GenBank genome assembly. Lineage: Eukaryota; Dinophyceae; Suessiales; Symbiodiniaceae.
AUGAUCCCGGAAGGUGAGAAGCACGCUGUGAACGAUUACACCGUGAAGAAGUGCGUCCUUGAUGCCAAAAGAGACGGCUUGCCCCCGGCCACCUUGAAGAAAUGGUGCACUGACCUGAACCGAGACUUCUACGUGCAGGAUGACGCAAGCUUCAUCAAAGCAUGGUCGGGGGACGUUGGGAGUCAGGGGUCGCCCAGGGGAGAGCUCCGCGACAAGUGGGAAAAGAACAACAGCCGUAAGAAACGGAAGGAGCAACGGCAGCAGCGAGAGGGACAGAGUCAGGAGCCUGAAGCAGUUCGACCCUGCCGUCGACCAAACCGGAGGGAACUGCGGGAACUGCGGGAAGAACUUCCUGAGGUGUUAGCAAGCCUGCAAGCUGCGCGUCAAGAUGUUCAGCAAGGUCCACUGAUGGCCGUGAAGCAGUUGGCUCUGCUGGUGCAUCCCGAUAAGACACAGCACCCGCGUGCCGUGGAGCAUCGUGGAGCUUCUGCAGACGCACAGUCUGUUGGGCACGGAGAAGAACCUGGUGCCAAAGAAGCGUUCCAGCGCUUGGCCCCAGAAUUGCGCCGAGUGAGCGAGACGAUCAUCUCAGGGGGCCACCGUGCCACGGGCGUCAGAAUGUCCAUCUCUGGUGGGGCCCUGAUAGGCGACCGCAACGACGACAACGCUUCGGCGGGUCCUGCGCCGAGCUGCCUGCUGCACUCUGACGAGCGACGGGUGGUGCCCUACUUCCUGGAGCCUGAUUCCGAAAAGCCUCUGCCUGUGAAGGCGAUGGAGGACCUCUAUUUCUUUGAAACGGAAAACGCCGCGGUGGCGAUCGCCCACGGCUCGUGCCCAAGUGGAUUCGCGCGUGGGAUUCGCGAACUCCCGGACCCCGGAUUUUACAAAUACUCGCCCAGCUAUUUGUCUCCUGGAUUGGUCCAGUUCAUGGGGUGCGAGCAGGUGCGACGCUGCCCACCGGGCUACUAUUGCUCUCGAGGGGGGCUCAACCCACCUUUGGCCUGCGGCAAAGGGGUGCUCUGUAAUGAGUCCGGCUUGGUGACGCCCAGGCCUUGCCCUGCAGGCUUCUACUGUCCCACCUCCCUGCUGGCCUUGGAAUGUUUCCAGGGGAGCUUCUGCCCGGAGCGGAGCAUGGUGCCCCGCUAUGCUCCUGGUCGCAGUGCAAGGUUUCUAUUGCCCGAACCCGUGUUCCGAACACAAAUGCCCAUCAGCUCUCCGCUGCCGGACGGCAUUUCUUCGAAGCGCACGCUUCGGCACCCGCCCACGCGGAAGUAUCUGCCGCCGGAGCAGGGCGAUGAGGUUGUAGUGCGAUAUUCCCUGACACUUGCGGGGCAACAGCUGCAAAGUACAGGCGGCGACAGCAUCGCCUUCACCAUUGGUGCUGCCGCCAGCCAAGGGCCGCCCCUGCGGGUGCUGCAGACGCUGGUCCGGCAGCUGUAUCAAGGUGAGGACGCGGAGUUCACCAUUGAGCUCGGCAUGUUGGAGGACCUAAGCUUGGACGGCUGGGCGCCGAACACCCAGACACAGCUGCAGCUGGAACUGGUGAAAUGUCCCCUGCGGGAGGAUCUCUUCGGCGAUCAAGGUGCCAUCAAGCGCAUCAUCAAAAGCUCUGAAGGUCGACACCCAAAGGAUGGAGAUGAAUGUCAGGUGUCCUACAAAAUCACUGAAAAAGGUGCCGCCGGUCCGCCCCUCUCCGUGGAGGAAGGUGUCUACAAGAUCGGCGGUAUGGCGCCGCAGCUAGGGCAACUGGCACAGGUCUUUGACAAAGCUUUGUUGUCGAUGAAGUUGAAGGAGGAAGUCGUGGUGACAUGCCGCCCCAACGGCCCCUUUGGGCCGAAAGCCGGGCAAAGUUUGGAGAUCUCCUUGACCUUAGAGGAGAUCUUCCAAGUGCACGAUGUGAGCCUAGGCAAGUACGAUGGGGCGGUGCUUCGGAAGCGGCUCAAGGAGGGUGCUGGCCCGCACCGCUUGCACGACACGGGCCGUGUGCGCGUGAGGGUGCUCACUGUGACCUCCAAUCGUGACAAGGUGAGUGGCCGUCCCUUCGAAGUGAGUUUUGUGGCAGGAGAUGGUGAGGUCUGCGACGCAAUGGAAGGAGCAGUUCUUGGCCUCCAGGAAGGUGAUGAGCUCAUGUUGCGCGUCAUGGAGCCUGCCUGCUGCGAGGGCUUGAUCGAGAUCGAGACACCAUUGGAAGCGCCGGUCAUGGUGCAUUUCACGGUGCUAGAGGUUCAGCAAGUCCCCGAAAAGUGGGACCUGGCGCCUCCCGAGCGCUUGGAGCGGGCCGUUGCGCGGCGGCACCUUGCAGGGCGCUUGUUUCAGGCGCAACGGCUGAGGCUCGCAGCGAAACACUACCAGGAGAUUGCUUCGUUUCUAGCCCGGCCGGAAGAUUUCAAGGAGCAGCGGGCGGAAGCCUUGGAGCUGCGGCGCGUGGCCUUUCUCAACGAAGCCGCUUGCAUGCUGCAGCUGGGAGAGAUGUCACAUGUCAAGGAUUUGUGCGACAAAGUGCUGAAAGAGGAGCCGGAACAGCCCAAGGCGCUCUUCCGCCGCGCGAAGGCGCUGCUGGCGCUGAAGGAACAUCAGGCUGCGGUGGAGGAUUUGCAACGCUUGAAGGAAGUGGAUCCAUCGAAUGUCGCAGGGCAACGCUUGCUGCGGGAAGCCAAGGAGGAGCUGCGAAAGCAGGAUCGCGUCUCUUCCAAGACCUACUCCAAGAUGUGCGCAGGUCUGGGCGACUUCCCCGAAGACCUUCGGGCGCCAAAGACGUCGCCAAAUUCGUUGGUGGAAGCGCCGGACUUGGAGGAGGAGUAUGCCAAGUUGUCGCGCGAAACUGGGGUGCCAUUGCACCGCCUGAAGCCGGUGAAGUAG